Molecule: messenger RNA, 8646 nt
Organism: Seriola dumerili (greater amberjack)
Lineage: Eukaryota; Metazoa; Chordata; Actinopteri; Carangiformes; Carangidae
Gene: mpripb
Product: myosin phosphatase Rho-interacting protein-like
Exons: 24
Coding region: 804-6698 (1964 amino acids)
Biological process (GO): actin filament organization
Cellular component (GO): actin cytoskeleton
Molecular function (GO): actin filament binding
Source: RefSeq, a predicted model, not a curated record
UGGGAGAGAAGAAAAUAAACCUAAUGCUGCUAAUGAGGCUAGUUAUGGAACCAAACCCUAAAUACUCCUUUUGCCAACUGUGACCGGCCGUGAGGGGCUCUCUCCGCAUGCAGCGCCUCUGUCUGGGAGAAAAGCUCGGGAACCGUGUGGAUUCUUCUGGACCGUCUCUUUCUUUUCUUUUUUUUAAAAGUCAAGUUGAAGACGCCAGCCAGGAGAAGCUUUCAUUUGCUAGCCUGUCUGUGAGCUAGCUAACCGAGCUAACCGUAGCCUAGCAAAGGGAGCGCUGGAUGAACUUCGCAUGGACUGACUGACUGCUGCGGAUGGGAGAGUAGCCCCGCUGCCCGACUGAGAGCUUUUCUUUUGGGCUGGGUCCUUCGCAUGGGAGUGCGUUGUUGCCUAAUGGACACUAUCGCCCCGGAGCUGGAAGGCGAUAACGGUGUGCAAAUGUUGUUUUUGCGGCUCUCGGCAUCACGUUAUUGAUCUGGAAAUCCAUUGGCAGAGCUAACAGGAUAUUAGCCACCUUUCUCGCUUUGUGGUUGCAGGCCAUGGACUGAGAGGAAUUCAUCACUGGCUGGGUGAUGAGAAGGCUGGCUUGAUGGCAGCUAAUUAUUUAUUGGGAAGCAGCAAUUGGAGAAGGGUUUGAUUUGAACGUCCUCCCCGAAGAGUUCAACUCCUGUUUGGUCUUUUUUCUUUUUUUCUUUUUUACUUGAAAUGCACCGGAGUUAGUCCAGAAGAGACGCACAAGAAAACAGCGGAAUUACAACAUUAAAGUCCCGUAAAGAGAAAUUAACAGCUGAAAUAUAAUGUCUACCGCUAAAGAAAACCCCUGCAGGAAAUUCCAGGCGAACUUCUUCAACAAAAGUAAAUGUCAGAACUGCUUCAAACCUCGGGAGCUGCAUCUGUUGACGGACCAGGAUCUGACCCAGGCUAAACCUAUUUAUGGUGGAUGGCUGUGCUUGGCCCCCGAGGGAACUGACUUCGACAAUCCUAUGCAGAGAUCCCGGAAAUGGCAGAGGAGAUUCUUCGUGCUGUACGAACACGGCUGUCUGCGAUUUGCCCUGGACGAAUCGCCGAGCACGCUGCCUCAGGGCACCGUGAACAUGAACCUCUGCACAGACGUCAUCGACGCCGAGCCGAAGACGGGCCAGAAGAACUCCCUGUGCAUCGUCACGCCGGAGCAGGAGUACUUCAUCAGAGGGGAGAAUAAAGAGAUCAUCAACGGGUGGAGCGAGCAGCUGGUGGUUUACCCCCGAACAAACAAACAGAACCAGAAGAAGAAACGCAAGGUGGAGCCCACGACCUCCCAGGAGCCAGGUCCAGCCAAGGUGGCGGUGACCGGCUCUGGGAUCCCAGAGGCGGAGAAGGUCCCGGACUCCAGCUCCAUAAUCUGGCAGGAGGAGCUGAACCAGAGGGAGGCCGAGGGGGCGGCGGUCUGGGCCGCUGCCGACCUGCCGCCAGGAUCACCACUGGCCUCCGCAGGUGACGGUGCGUCUGUGGGCCACGGCUCAGACGCAGGCUCGGUGAACGGUGAUGAGGUGGACCGGGGAGGCGUGGCGCUGCACAGCUCGCCGCUGCAGCCGCCCGGCGACCUGCUCUCCCCCACCGGCUCCUGCUCCAGCCUGGGAGGAGUCCCCCGCUGCCUCUCCCCAGCCCCCAGCGACCCCUUCCCCUCCGGCAGCUCCCUGCUCUCCAACGGGUCCCACAUCAGCGGCUCGGUCAGCUCUUUGGACUCGGACGCCAGCGGCAGCACGGUGACGAGCACCGACAGUCACCCGGCCAACCAGAGGGCGGGCCACGCCUACGGCCACCACGCCAGGCGCCUGGAGGCCGAGGCCAGGAAGGCCGAGAAGAGGAGCCGGUUCAGGAGCCCCGAAAGGCAGGAGAGGGAGGCCGUCCUCAGCCCCGAGAGGAGUCGCUCCGGUGUUAUUGAGAAGUUGGAGGCGUUGGAGCUGGAGAACCAGGAGAAAAUGGAGGUGGAAGAGUCGGGGAGGGGCGGAGCCAGACAGGGCCGAAGUGAGCACAGACGUUUCCACAGAGAGGAGCAGAGGCAUGACACUGGUCAGGGUCUGGACUUCCCCUCCACCCUUCCCCCGCUGAGGAGAGCCAAGUCUCUGGACCGAAGGACCACCGAGUCAGUCAUGACGCCUGAUUUACUGAACUUCAAGAAAGGCUGGAUGGUGAAGCUGGAUGAGCAAGGACAGUGGAAGAAAUACUGGUUUGUGUUGACGGAUCACAGCCUGCGAUACUACAAGGAUUCGAUUGCAGAGGAAGCGUCUGACCUGGACGGUGAGAUCGACCUGUCCACCUGUUACAGUGUGACUGAGUACCAGGCUCAACGUAACUAUGGCUUCCAGAUCCACACCCAGGAGGGAGUCCACACUCUGUCGGCCAUGACGGGAGGUAUACGCAGGAACUGGAUCCAGGCCGUCAUGAAGAACGUCAGACCUUCCACCGCCCCUGAUGUGGCGAGGUCGACUGAGGAUCAUAGCUCAUUCUCUUCUUUGGAAGUUCUGGUCCGGCCAGAUCUCACCCAGGACUCGCCCUCCUCUGAGGCCUCCUCCGUAGAGAGAGAAUCCGCUCCGGGCGUCAUCAAGAGCCGGGCGCGCGAGCGUCGACGGGAAGGCCGCUCCAAGACCUUCGACUGGGCGGAGUUCAGACCCAUCGCUCAGGCUCUGGCUCAGCAGAGAGCACAGGAGGCCGAGAGCCUCCAGGCCGACCUGGGAGAGCUGGAGCGAAGCCGGCGGAGGGAGGAGAGGCGGAAGAGGUACGAAUCUGUGACCAGCUCGUCAGCAGAGCAUCCGUCUGCGAAAGAAGGAGGGAGGACGGACUAUGAGAGCGGAGAUGGGGUCGGACACUUAGAUUCGUUAGGUCCCACGUCUCUGGAGAGGCAGCAGAGGGUGGAGGAGGUGAUCGAACAGCACUGGCGACAGGUGGAGAAGACGCCCAUACGGGACGAGAGGAGGGUUCCUCUGCCCUCCACGGGGCAGAUCAGAGAGACGGCAGAGCUGGAGCAGCUGCUGGAGAACUACAAGCAAGGGAUCGAGGACCUCAAGGCUCAGUUGGAGAGCUGUCACAAGCAGCUCCUCGACUCCAACAAGCACAAGCAGGAGCUGGAGCUCCAGCUGAGAACGGCUCUGGAGAGAGAGCAGGACAUCCGGACAGGCUACAUCUCUCCGCUGGAGCCCCCUUUGGGUCUGGAGGCUGAUGUGACGCCCCAGACGAAGAAGCCUGAGCUGGUUAGUUCUCAAGCACAGAGUUUAACAAAGAAGUACCAGGAGACCAAAGAGCUCCUGAAAGUGCAAGAGCUGAAAAAGCGCAAUAUGCAGGCACAGCUUGGCCUCACGCUUUCUCACCUCCCCAUCAAGGAACCUUAUUUUUCUGAACCCCAAAAACCGUCUGUUCAGGAAGAUCCUCCCCCUGAACCCGUCCAAAAAACCAUUAGCAUCCUGCUCCAGGACGGACCAGAGGCCAUUCAAGAACUAGAAGACCUGAUAAGUGGUCAACCCUUCACUCUGAAGGAGCUGGGGAAGGUUUUGAAAUCCCAUAGUUGUAAUCAAGAGACAACAGAGAAGCAUCAACUUCAGAAGCUCCUGGAGACCUGGAAGUACCAGCAGGAGAUAGAAAACGAAAUGAUAAAAAAGAGUUUAGCCAGGGCAGGAGAAAGCAUCCGCGAAUACGAAGCCCGUCUUCUGACCAUGGAGGAUUUGGUGGGGAAGGUUCAGAAGCAAAGUCUCAAAAGCCCCUACGGCCCCGUCUCGAAGAUCGAAAACCACUCUGAGACAAAGGAGAUGACGAUAGGAAUGCUCUCUCAGAGGGUCGAACUGUUAACCAAUGAAAACGGGGCAUUGAAACAACGAUGUCAGGAGAUAGUGAACCAGCUGACUGAGGCCGACAGAGAAAUAGACAGGCUGAAAGCCGAGCUGAUCGGCCAGCAGGGCGGCAAACAGCAUCACCUGGUCAUGGAGGAGCUGAAACGGCUGAAGGCCGAACUGGCUGAAAACCAAGCGAACGCCAUAGACAGGGAGUAUUAUGAGAGGGAGCUGAACGAGAAAUCCUUGAGGCUCCACGAAGCUCUGGUCACGUUAGAGGAACUAGGCAGCACCCUGAAAGACACUGAGAAAAAGCUGCAGUUGAAAGAGGCCACAUUGAAAGGUCUCGGCUUCCAGUCAGAUUAUGAAGAUGAGGAGAUACACCCGGAGAAAGAGCUACCGGAAACCUCACAAGCUAAGAUGCUUGAGAUGGAGGCAAAGCUGCGGUCGACAGAGCAGCGUUGUGCCGAACUGGAAGCUAGGAACAGUGAACUAAUCACACUAAACCAGGAGUCUGAGAAAGUCGGUAGAGAGAAGCUAGCAGAGGCAGAAAACGAAAUAAGGAUGCUACGAGAGAAGUUAGGUAGAGCUGAGAUGACAGAUAGUAAGUGUGUGGAAGCAGGAAAAACGCAGGUCGACAAUAAAGGACAUAUAAAGAAAGUAGUAGAAGAGGUUGAGAGGAAGACUGAGGCGAUUAAUCAGGUCGUAGAGAUGUUAGCAAAGGUAGACGUUAACGUAGAGAGGAUGCUCGGUGAUUUAAAAAGCACUUUAUUCGGUUCUUUGAAAGAAGAGCCACUCCUUGUAAGUCGAACGGACAUGAGGUUGGUGGUUGAGGGAGAGUUUUGGAGCCAGCUGUUGGGCCUCCCCAAAGUAGACCCAGAGGAAACCAGGCUGAAGAGUGGGAGGGAUGUGGCAGAACAGAUGAUGGCACAGAAGCGCUUGAUGAUCUUGAUUAGUAGGAUUUCUCCACAAGCGAAAGUUGAGAGUGAGGUAGAGACGGAGUUGGAUUUUGCGUCUAUGUACUGCUGGUUUAACGACAAAACAAACGCUUUGAUUCUCAAAGAGUUAACAAAGGCCUUGGAGGCAAAGUCGAAUGGUUUGAGGCAGACGGCAUCCAGGGUGAUGCUGGAUGAAGAUGACGAGCUCCUAUCUUCGGCUCUAGCGAGCUUCGAGUUGGGUAGUGAGCAGAAACAGGCCUCAGACUAUCUGCUCGAAGCGCUGAAAGACGCGUACGUGUCUUAUAUGAUCAUCAGGCUGAAGGUCCAGCAUGAGGAAGAGCUAAAGCAAGAGCAGAUGGAAGUUGAGAUAGGUAGCUUGGACUGUCCGAAUUGUCCUAAAUUAAGAGAAGUCGUCAGUGACCUCCAGUCUAAAGUAGCAAAUCUUCAGAGUCAACCAUCUGAGGCGUCUUUGAAAACAACCACAGGGCCACAAACUAUGAUCCAGAUUGAAGGAGAGCCCAUUGACUCUCUGGAUAAAACCAUUGAGCUCCAUGACAUGACAGCGAGGCACAGGAAGGAGCUUCGAGAGGUCAAAGAUCGCUAUGAGCUGGAGGCUGAAAAGAUGAGGCAGGAAAUAGCUAAGGCCAGUGAGACACUGCGUCUCCGUUCAGAAGAGAAUGUGAAAGAGAUUGACUCGUUGACAAACUGCAUGGAAAACCUCAAGAAGAAGCACGAGACGGAGAGGGCGAACCUCAUGGAGAGGUUUGACCGGGAAAUGGAAGAGCUGAGAAGCAUGAUGAGUCCGGUCAACCCGGACAGGACCUUGUCGGAUGAGGAGAAGCCGUCGCAUCACCCUUCGGCCGAAACGUCGACCCUGAAGGAACGUAUCCAAGAGCUGGUGACCCAAGUGUCAGUCAUGACCGAAGAGAUGAGACGGCGUGAAGAGCGGGGCGACGUUACUUCUCAGCGGCUGAAAUACGAGAAAGAUCUGGAGAACCUGAAGGCCACCUGUGAGAGGGGCUUUGCCGCCAUGGAGGAGUCGCAUCAGAAGGUGAUAGACGAGCUGCAGAGGAAACACCAGAGAGAGCUGGAGAACCUGCAGGAGGAGAAGGAGAGGCUGCUGGCCGAGGAGACGGCGGCCACCAUCGCUGCGAUCGAGGCGAUGAAAAACGCACACCGGACGGAGCUGGAGAAGGAGCUGGACAAGGCUCGCAAGGCGAACAACAACGCCGAGAACGCAGACAUGGAGGAGAUCCACCGACAGCACGAGGAGGAGCUGUGUUCGUUCCAGCGGGAGAUCGAGGUGCUGUCGGAGCAGUACUCCCAGAAGUGCCUGGAGAACGCCCACCUGGCCCAGGCGCUGGAGGCCGAGAGGCAGGCCCUCAGGCAGUGUCAGAGAGAGAACCAGGAGCUCAACGCACACAACCAGGAGCUGAACAACCGUCUGGCAGCAGAGAUCACAAAGAUGCGUUCAAUGACAUCUGAGGACGGAGUGGGAGACACCAACGCCACGAUACAGGGGAAGGAGCUCUACGAGUUAGAGGUGAUGCUGAGGGUGAAGGAGUCUGAGGUCCAGUACCUGAAGCAGGAAAUCAACUCCCUGAAGGACGAGCUCCAAGCCGCCCAAAGAGACAAGAAAUAUGCAACGGAUAAGUACAAGGACAUCUACACAGAGCUGAGCAUUGUGAAGGCCAAAGCAGAGCGGGACCUGGGCCGGCUCAGAGACCAGCUGCAGCUGGCGCACGAGGCGCUCGGGGAGCCGUCGCUGGAGGAGGUGGAGCGAGGAGGAUACGACAUCAUGAAGUCCAAAAGUAACCCAGACAUCCUCAAGAUGGCGGCUGCUGCAGCCAAACGCUCGGAGCGCACCAUGAGGUCAAAGAGUCUGAAGGAGGGGCUGACACCUGAGCAGAGACUCCACCUGUUUGAGAACAAAGACACGAAGGAGUUCUGACAGUGACGCCGCUUCCUCCCGCCUCGCUGCAUGUGUAGAAGUCCACUAUAUUUUAGCUCUGUAACGACUUAUUUAGUAACAGUAGACACUGGUCACAAACACAGAUCAUAUAUUAUUAAAAACAUGGUAUGAAGUUUGAAUUUCAUGUCUAGACUUUGCAUUCCAUGCACUUCAGUUAACUGUGACAUUUUUGUAUUGUUGAUGUUUUGCUGCCAUGUCUCACUGUAAAUACUUUACGUUUUUAAUCUGCCACGAACACUAAACUCUGACUGUGUAAGCUACUGUGUCACUCCAUAGACUGUUGCUAGCCAAAGGCAUGAAUGUGAUGUUUAACAGCUGAACUACAACCACACGCGCCGAGCAGCGAAUGACGCUCGCGUUACAAAAGCAUAGGAAUAGUUACUGCUCCGCCACAGACGGGACAACGAGCCCGUCGAACCCGCCGUGCCGCUUCAUGUUCCCUGUCCUCGGAUCAGACGUGGAUGCAUUCACUGACCAUAUAUAUGAAUCUUUCCUCACUGGAGUCUCGGUCCAGCUGUACAGGAGCUGUUGGAGGUGGUUCAUGUCUGUAGUCUUGUUCAGUGGCAGUCCUCCUCCCUUUGUAUUUAUUUAAAUGGUUGGGAUUUUUUCUUUCACAUUCCCAUUACUCUGUACUCUAUUAUUGUAAAUAUUAAGCAAAUAUACACCAACUGACUACAGGUUUAUUAGCAAUAAAUAUUUUUGCACCCUUUACAGUGUGUGACUUUUUCUGGAGCUCUCGGCCGCGUUGCACUGUCUUCCUCAGCAGAUGGAGUUGGGAGGGGUCACGUAUGAACAUUAUCAGUCAUAGACAGGUUGACCCAAGUGUUAAUGCGUGUUCUGUUAUCUGAAGAGAAAACAUGGAACAGCAGCCGGGAGGAGCAGAGACUGUAGACUCAUUUACACCAAGGAGGUUGUUGUCAUCGCUUGUUUUUGUUUGUUUGUUUGUUUGUUUGUUUGUUGAUUUGCACUGAACUCGGCGGAGGGAGGGGUCAUGGACAAGGGAAGAAUCCAUUACAUUUUGGGGCAGAUCUGGAUUUACUAUGAGUUUAAGUUUUUCUCUAUGAAGUCUGGUGCAUGUGAAGGUUGGUGAUCAGGCCGCAUGCUUCACAUCUGUCUCCCUCUCCAGCUGUUUGCUCGUCGAUGUGUUUCGUAUCUAUAUGGUGGUUUAAACUCUCAGGCAGCAGUUCACUGUUAUUGACUCGUUUUACAUGAAGAACAAAGUUAAAUAAAACUGUCUGAAGCAUCUGGAUUUUACUGCUUCAACUUCUUUCCUCUGAGUUUUCAAAUGACAGACAGGAGGAGCAGACCGCAGCUCCCAGUGCAGCUCCCAGUGAGUCCAGCAGUCGCCAGAAGACACCAGGGAUCUAGUUGAGUUUGUUUAGCAGGAUGAUGUUGUAUAACGUUGUUUUCUGCUCUGGUUUCAUGAGAAAUUCUAACACUAAUUAAAGUCCUCGAACUCUCUGUGAUCUGCUCAGAUCAGGAAAUACAGAGAGGGAAGACUGACACUAAAAAUGUGUCUGCUGCUGUUUUGUCAACUCUGAACUCUGACCUCUCUCUGAAAAUAUGAAUUUACACAGAGGAAAAACAGAACUACAGUUUAAUGAGCUGGUUGUUCUGAUGUCACAAACACAGACAGGUGAGCUCUUAUGUCACAAACACACAGAGGUGAGUUCUUAUGUCAGAGACACAGAAAGGUGAGCUCUGAUGUUAAAGACAAGUUAGCUCUGAUGUCACAGUGACACAGACAGGUGAGCUCUGAUGUCAUAGACGCACAGACAGGUGAGCUCUGAUGCCACAGUGAUAAUAAGUGUCUCUUGAAUUGAGGUUGUUUUGUCAAACUGUUUCCAAAGAGCGUCAAACUAAAGAUAUUAUUACAUUGCAUUAUGGGAAAUGUUGAAUCCACCAUUUCUGGAGUUUGACCCUUGAA